GCGGAUGUAGUGGUAAAGUGACAACAACGCUCACUUCCGCUUGGUUGAGGGGAGAGAGAGAGAGAGAGAGGUGGGAGGAACGAGGAACAAGCGAGCGAGCACGGAAGGAAGGAUCGGCGGCUGUAGUCGCCGUGGUGGUGUCCCUCUUGUCGUCUAGCUCCCUCAGCGUAGCCAGGAAAAAUGUUAGCUGCUGAUGAAUUUUCGCUGGCCGAUGCUCUACCAGAGAGUUCUCCUGCCAAGAAUUCCUCAGUGGGCAAUACGAAGCCACCUCAACAGCCCAGCCAGCCUCCACAAGCCUGGCCAACCUCCAGUCCCUGGAAUAACGCACCAAGUGCUCCUCCUGCAGCUCCAGCUGGUUUGCCUCCUAACUCAUCGACUUCCAACGUGCCUUUUGGACCGCCACCAACAGGAAUGUAUCCUUCCCUCCCACCUGGGGCACCAGUUCCUUUUCCUCCUCCUGGUUCUACUUGUCCUCCAGGUGCUCCAUAUCCACCCCCUGGUCCUGCCCCACCAGGGCAAUAUCCACCACCAAGCAUGCCCUUUCCAGAGAUGCCACGGCCAUAUGGGGGUCCCACCGAACCAGGGGCUCCCCCUGCUGCUGUUGGAGCAUGGGGAUCCAUGCCCACUGGAGGGUGGGGAGCCUCAGUUGGGGGACAGUAUCCUGCACCUAGCGUGCCAUAUCCACCUCCAGGGCCAUAUUCCACUCCCACUCAGACACCAGGGGCUGCUCCUACAGUGCCAUGGGGAGCUGUCCCCCCAGGACCGUGGGGACCUUCGCCUCCUUCCCCAUUUCCUCCACCAACAGGAUCCUAUCCAGCUCCAGGGUUGUACCCAACGCCACCUAAUCCUUACCAAGUGCCACCUGCGCCUGCUGGAGCACCAUCCAUACCUGGUGGCCCUCAUCCCUACCGUUGAACUUGUGGCAGGCUGAUGAGGUACUGCCUCCCUACCUAUUUACACAGAAAAGUUUUUAGUAAUCUUUUGGAGUUUUGAAGAGCCUACCUGUGUUCUGCCAGCCCAUUUGUGGUGUGAGGGAGCACUCCUCCAACGCUUAUUUUGUGUGAGAUGGAUUAGGAUAAACAAGUUGACUGCCCCAGCUCUCUAAUCCUUACUCUAGUCAAGAUUUUAUCAAGUGACAUUAGCCUAAUGAGUAAGGACUAACCCUGGAUCAAUACUACAACUGUUUCUUAAUUGCGGAUUUAGAGGAUUGACCUGAUUGACCGACCACAUCUUAAUUUAAAUAAUUUCAGUUAUCUGGAGAAGCUUCUGAAGAAAUGAGCUAGACACCUUUCAUCAAAUUGAAGAGAAGCAAAGAACAUUAAUUUAAAGCAGUUCUCAGUAUCGGACUUGAUUUGUUCUAUUUGAGAAACCUUUGAAGAGAUGAACAUUUGAUUGAUGCUUAGUUCAUACAACAGACAACCUUGGGGAGCAUCAGUUUGGCUUAGAUGUUCAGGUAGUUCAAAUAGAUAUUUCUGACAUGAAGUUUUCCAGCUCUUUUAGCCGCCAUAUUUGUUGUGAGCCAUCUAAAAAUAAUCUGCUUUUGAGUCUGAAGCUAAAACAUUUUGGCUUGAGUUUGAGCGAGCCUCAAAACCAUUCAAAAAGUUUUGUGUGCUUCACUUCUGCAAAGCAAAAUUUAUUUUAAAAAGUUCUUGCAAGAAGUGGUGGGAAUGUAAUCUGUAUAAUCUCUGGCAGCUCCAGAAUCUUUGAAAAUUAAUUUGGAAACUUUACUUUCAUGUGAACAUCUGGUCUCGGGAUAACAAACCAAACAGGAAAGUUUCUGAGGAUGUCUCUUAAUGCUCAUGAUUAGAUUAUUGCAAUGUAAUUAGUUAAAAUGUACUUGAUGAAUAUUGACAGUAGAUGCAACAAUUUAGAUGUACAGUUUUCUCACUUCAGUUUUGGGAUGAACACCAAAAAGCCAAUCCCUUGUGGAAUUUCCCAUGGAGGAAAUACGUUGGACUAAUUUAUCACAGUUCACAAAGAAUGCAACAUUUCAUCACUGUCUUACUGAUAAGUCCAUAUUCUAACAGUUGACAACUUCCUUCUGUGGUUUCCAGAAGUUUGCUUAACACAGGUGUCUAGCAUUUAUCAUGAAUUGGCUUAUUUCCAAGCUUUCUUUAGAAAAAAACAUUGCAGGAGAGAUUUUUAGGGAAUCCAUAUUCUUUCUAAGAAAUAAUGGACUAUCUUAAUUUAGUAAGAAUGGAUACAACUUAGGCAUGUGUCCUAUAGUGUUUGUGGAAAUAUUUAUUUCCUCAAAUCAAAUGAAUUUGAAAAGGCUCAUUGUCUUCCCCAUCCCUUCUUGUCCUAGUUUAGUAAGCAUUUCCCACCCCCCACCCACAUUGGUUCAUGUUAUCUUCCUGUCUCUCCUCAAUGGUCAGUUUCUCUUGAAGAAUAUUGCAUCUUCCCAUUAGCUUUAAACCACAGAAAUUUGUAUGGGUGAUGGGUUUAGCAUUCCAGUGAUCUUUGGCAAUAUCAGAUAAUUUAACUUAAUGGUGGGAACUGCAGCUUGGCAAGUUUCACAAGUAAGCUAAAUUAUUAGUUAUUUUCAGGUAGCAUUGAUUAAGAGCUCCAGUGCUAAUGAACUUUGAAGUGACAUCCCAUUUAACUUUGUAUUAUCUAAAGCAGUUAUUUGAGGAUAGGUGUGUUUUUCUUCAUUGUAGGGGCAUCCCAUUUUCUCAUUUUGAGUACACGGUUGAUAAACGUGUCUGUCUCUGAUGACAUCAUCUUCCUCUAUAUGUUCCAGCUUGCACUGCAUGGUUGGCUUUAAAAAGGAAUCCUCUAUAAUGUAGGAAUAUUAAAGCGAAAUAUUGAGACGUUUCGAUCGUGGAAAGAUACUAAGAAGCUUUGUCAGAAUUCCAGUUCAGAUUUGAAAAAUUUAGAUAUUUCCUAUGUUGGCUUACAGUGAGGGAGACUAAAUAUGACUGACAAUAAAAGUAUAUAAGUUUGUGAUACUUGGCAGAACACUCUUGAGGUGAAUGCAAUUAUAUGAAAUAAGAAAUGUGGAUCAAAAUAUAGAAUAGGUUAGUAUUAAUUCUUCUGUGUUCUGCCUACUCUAUAGAAAUAUUAAAUUUUACAAACCCCUGAAGAAUGCUGAAAGAUGCUUUGCAAAGUUUUUCUCCGAUGACAGAAUUUUUUUUUUUUUGCUAAAUCUUAAAAUCAAGCUCAUUGAAUAGAUUUGCCCUAAUACAUGUUGAUUUCUCCCCAUCCUAAAUCCAAAUGAUAAAGACACGAUUUUGUGUUACUAGCUAUCAGUGCAACCCCAAUACAAACCUACUCAGAAGGAAGUCCUAUUACCUUCAGUGACUUUUAUGUAAGCGGUUCUAGGGUUGCAGCUAUGUCAGACUGGGGCCCUGCUUAAACUAGAAGUAAAAGCAUUUCGGCAGGACUUCCUCCAUGUUAUAUCGGCUGGUGGGAUUGGCUGAGAUUCUGGGCCGUGCACCUGAGAAAGGUGGUCAGCCAUUGCUCCAAAUAAGGGAUUGUGGCAUAAGAAAACUAACUCAGCAUUUUAUAUAGUUAUAAAACUCUAAAUGUUACCUGUGCAUAUUAUUCAGAUUCUGCUGCGUAAGGGUUAGGAAGGCAGGAAAGACCCCAUUGAUAGGCCUGCAGCAGCAUUUGUGCUAUCCUUCAUUGCUGGAAGUUUUGCGAGCAGCUGCUUGCUUGAUUUUUCUUGUGCAUAAUUCCACAUUCAUUGCCUUGGCCCCCUUUCCACAAAAAUACUCCACAAACGCCUUUUCUGCCUACAAAAGACUCUGUCAGCCUUUAAUUUCCCUUUGAAGCAUCACUUAGAUGCUGGAGGCAAAGAGGGACUGUAAGAAACUGCAGAGGCAGCAAAACAAUGACAUGCAGCUGACACAGUUCUGUCCUUGUAUCGACAUUUGAGGCUAGCCUGUAAGUUGCAUAUGAGUGUGAUGACAGCAUCCUGUGCACGUUAUUUGCCUUUCCACGCCCCUAUAACCUUGCUGGAAAUCCUUUAGUGUAUUGUCCAAGAGAAUAUAUCUACGUAGGAAGAAAGGAGAAGAUACAAUCAGAUUUUAAAAACGUGCAAGCUCUGAUUCAAAACCCAACUAAAACAAAGCUUGCAAGUCUUGAUGGGGGUUCAGCAUCUCUGCUUAUCUUAUUCCUUCGUGUUAAGAAAUUUUUUCCUUGCCAUAUGGAGAUACUAUUCCUCCAACAAUGGAAGAAGACUCCCUUUCAGAAAGCAAUUGUAGUUUGACGCUGUGUAGUAAAACCUUUUUAACCCUUCUGUCUCAUGUGUGAGUGAUUUGGGGCAUGAUGCUUGUUAUGCAAUGAAAUUUGUAUUGUUUCUCUAUUGUGUUCCUUGUGAGCUAAAACUGCUGAGAAGUUUGGGGUGGGUUGUUUGGCUUGUGUUUCUGGGAUGUUUAUUUAACUGCUUUUGUUUAUGACAUGGAAUUAUUAAGCAAUCACACUUUUGAAGUAUAGACCAUAUCACCUGCUGCUGUAUUUUUUUCUUUAUAGAUGACAAAUAUUUGCUGUAUGAUGGUAGCGAAGAGGCUUUAAAUACAGGAUUUGAUAUUUUUUGAAAACGGUGUUACUUUUUGUAUACACUUACACAUUUAGCAUAUUUCAAGAUGACAUUGUACACACAGUAUACUUCAUAAAACUUUUAUUUCAACUACUUGCCUCUAUAACAAGGGCUUUUACUUACAAAGCAAUUUUAAUAUACUUUGUUGACACAUCACAAAAGAUUCUCGGUAAUUUAUUUUGAUUAGAUGCUAAGAGAAUUGUAAGAUCUUUACUACCCCUCUUACUUUAAUUCAUUAUGUUUCAGAGGGUAGAGGAGACAGAGAUGGAUAAUAAGAGCAUCCAAUUCAAAUUGACAAAUGCAGUUUUCCCAAUUCAGUAAAAGAUGUAACUUUGGACUAUAAAAUGGGGGAACACCAAAACAUUUGAAGCUGUUUUAGUUUUUGACAGCUC
Molecule: messenger RNA, 4932 nt
Organism: Thamnophis elegans (Western terrestrial garter snake)
Lineage: Eukaryota; Metazoa; Chordata; Lepidosauria; Squamata; Natricidae
Gene: MAPK1IP1L
Product: mitogen-activated protein kinase 1 interacting protein 1 like
Exons: 4
Coding region: 181-915 (244 amino acids)
Source: RefSeq, a predicted model, not a curated record